Messenger RNA from Ectocarpus sp. CCAP 1310/34, 685 nucleotides. The record is from the annotation of a GenBank genome assembly. Lineage: Eukaryota; Phaeophyceae; Ectocarpales; Ectocarpaceae.
GCGUUCUACCUCGCUGGAAAUGUCGUUUGGGCUUGCAGAGCUCGACAAGAUCCAGCCGGGGUUGGCGGCGGAGGCUGUGGCCGCCGGUCGUGAGGUUGAAACACUUCAUCUCACGCGGCCCUCCGGCGAGACGAUCGCUAAGGUGGACAUGACUCCUAUCACCAAACUGGUGGGCUACCCGUUCAUUGGCAUAUCCCGGCACGCGUUGCAGAAGGUCCUGCUGGGUCAUCUGGAGGAUGACGAUGUUGAGCUGGGGGCGCGCCUUGAGGGACUCGAUACCCAUGAGGGGGAGGGGAUCACGGAGCUCCGCUUCCGAGGACAAAGCGAGGUCGUGCGUGCUCGAGCAGUGAUAGGAGCGGAUGGGCGAAGAUCCAUAGUGCGAAAGAAGGUCUUGGCGGCCGAAGAAAGGAACUGCGACUGGGCACUGACCUGGUGGGCCUUAGCAGAUAUCCCCGAACCUACCACACCCAAAGGGGAGUUUCGUAUGUCCUAUUCAACGAAGCAGGCCAUCUACUACGGCGAGGUAGAGGAAGGGGUGACCAUGUGGUCAUUCACGUGUUGGAGAGACGGUGAGGUAGAACGCGACCCGGAACUACGGGCAGGGCGGGCGCUGAAAGAGUUGGAAGGGUGGCCGGAAGAGGUGAACAGUUACAAUUUGUUUAUAUACAGGACAUCACUGCUGUAG